Styela clava is the source of this 2403-nucleotide messenger RNA. The record is from RefSeq and is a predicted model, not a curated record. NCBI's taxonomy places the organism in Eukaryota, Metazoa, Chordata, Ascidiacea, Stolidobranchia, Styelidae.
AUUAUGCAGGGAUAUAACUAAAAGAAUAAUUUGAUCAUAGAAGAUUUCAAAAUGUCCCGCAACGUGUCUUCAUUCGCUCCAGACAAAGAUGAAUACAGGACACUAAAUAAUGAUUCUCAUCCUGGAGAAAAGCCAACUAAAUUUUCUGGCCAUGUUUGGGAUCAAGAAUAUUGGACACAAUGCGAAGUUGUUUUGUCUAUAUUAACAUUGUUUUCUAUAUAUGCGUUCAUAUGCAUCUUGAGAUACACAACUCUGAAAAAAUCAAGCCCAACAAGAGAUACAAGUGGAAAACAAGGUCGAAGGUUAUACAUUAUGCUUGUUCUUGCAUCCGGAUUCACAGUACUGCGAUUGGUCAGUGAUCACGUGGUUGCAUUCACGUCUUCAUUCGACGACUUGUACUGCUUCACAACGAUUGCUGCCAGCACAGUAAUGUACGCUCUCGCGUUGUCUUUUGUUUAUAUAUUUUUGUGGAUGAGGCAAAGUAUAUUUUAUGCAAAUCCUGUCUUGUCUAAAGUAUUAAACAAAUGGGUGACGUUUUUCAGCUGGUCAACAUUGGUUGUGAUGCUAGUGUGUGGUGCAAUUAUGCUCGUUCUUUACAAUUUACCAGCCGUGAACGGAUGGGUAUACCAAGUAACGGAGGAAGGCUGCAAGGGCAUUUUAGUCGAAGAUGACGAAAUUAUUGCGGCCGUGGCGACGGCACUCACCGUAUAUUUCCAGAUAUCACUCUUGGCACUGUUCCUCUAUCCUCUUCUCAGCCGUAAGACCCAAAAGUACCGUUCUGCUGGUUCGCAAAAUAAUGAUGCUACUAAAGGAAACGGAUCGGUGAGUAACACCGAUGACAACCUUACUGAUGGAGAUGCUUCAUCUUCUGUUCGUAGCGGAAAAUUUAAAGUUCCAGCAACAAAAAAGAAGAACAUGGAUAGUCUACCACUGAGUGAAAACGAAAGUGUAAUUGACGGACGGGUCGCUGAUAGUGGGAAUUUCUCCAAGUCUUCUUCACACGGUGAUGUAAGCGCUCCGGAGAGCACGCCGAAAGAAACAACAUCCAAAGAAUUGAGUAAAGUUGAAAUUGUUUCAGAAAAGGCGACAGAACGGACCAAAUUGUCGGAAAAGCAAAAAAGACCGAGUAUGAUGUUUACGCCGCGGUUUUUAAAAGGAAAUUUUUUCUACCGCAGAAAUCAGACUAGAAACGACACAGCCGUACCCCAAAGUCCGACGGCAAAACGAUCACGAGCGAAAACCUUGUCAACAGCUUCAACUGAAAACGAGAGCGAGAGAACUGCAAGCGUAGGAUCUCGAAGCAAAAGAGAGACCAAGAAAAGGCAUAGGCGGACAAAGCGAACACAACAAGGCCGGCGCAUGAUGGCGUAUCUGAGAAAGUCUUUCUACAUAAUGAUGAUUUGCGUCGUUACUGACAUCGCAUGCACUGUGGUACAAGCAAGAGUCGACGUUCCUGAAUUAGUCUAUCUAGUUAUUUAUGAUCUUAAUAUCAUCAUUAAUCUUGUCUCGAUUGUGAUGUCAUUUAGAGACUGGGAUUUGAUAUUGUUUCCAAUGUGCGCAAGAUCAUCAUCGAAAAGACACAGUAGCAGUGUAAUGGGUUCUACAAGGGCUAACGUUGAUCCUGCUGCUUCUAAACGAAGACUUGAAGCUUUACGAUCCGUGAAUUCAAAAACCUGUUCUUCACCUGCAUUGAAUUCUCCGAGAUUACCGCCAAAAUUGGACAAUUCGCUUUCUUAUGAUGCGACCGAACCGAAAUCGCAAGAUGUCGCUAGUGGGAAACAAAAUUACCUGGAUCUGAAUGGCAAAACAUGAAUAUUGUGUUCAUGUCAACACCUUUGCGCAAUUGCAGCGCAAACAAACACAAUAAGAGAAAACACAGGGCGGGAUGUCCUGUUCCUUGCAGUUCUCAUGCAUGUUAUUGUACUUGUGCUUUAAAAUGGAGCAAUCAUCACCAGUUUCUUCACGUGCCUUCCCAUGAACGUUUUCUAGCUUACUCCAAUUUGUCAACGAUUAUUUAAACAAUUCCUCUUUAGGGGUCAAAUUCUUUUAUAUUAAUUACUGUUUUGUCGUUGGGUAUGAAUCUUUUUAGUCGUCAUAAAACCACCGUAUAAUUCAAUGAGUACAAUAUAAUAAUUAAUUAAGUUAAAUUUAAACAAAUUACCUUUUAAUUAUCUCUGUAAUCAAUACUCGUUCGUAUUCUCCGAGAGUUCACCAGCAAAUUGUGCUACAGGUUGAAAAAUAUAUUAUCACGCAAUAAAUUAUACAACUACUCGGUGGUAAUUAUGGAAGAAAUUUCUUUUCCCAUAGCGAAAAAUAUUCCUGUUAUUGAUUCAGUGAAUAUGAUAUAAUUGCAUGCUGUUCAAAAAUUAAUCUAUUUCAAUACGUAGUAUUAUUUUUACAAUG